Messenger RNA from Punctularia strigosozonata HHB-11173 SS5, 390 nucleotides. Its product is annotated as glycoside hydrolase. The transcript is spliced from 2 exons. Gene Ontology annotation, biological process: glucan catabolic process. Bases 1 to 390 code for a protein of 129 amino acids. The record is from RefSeq and is a predicted model, not a curated record. NCBI's taxonomy places the organism in Eukaryota, Fungi, Basidiomycota, Agaricomycetes, Corticiales, Punctulariaceae. Gene Ontology annotation, molecular function: beta-glucosidase activity.
AUGACCGACCCGCUCGACGACACCCUCGUCUUCAACGCGACCGGCCUCUUCGACUCGCUCGCCACCAAAGCGGGCAUCAUCUGGGCCGGCUACCUCACCCCAUGGAACAAGCUCGUCUUCGCCAUCCAGACCGCGCAAGACUACCUCAUGCACAACAUCACGCUCGGCAUCCCCGCCCUCGUCGACUCGGAGGGCCUGCACGGCUUUACCGACAACGGCACGACUUGGCCCUCGCCCCUCGGUCUCGCCGCCUCCUGGAACACCGAUCUCCUACAAAAAGCGGCCGCGAGCAUCUCGGACGAGGCGGAGGGGCUCGGGAUCACCCACAUCUUUGCGCCCGUGCUCGACCUCUCGCGCGAGCUCCGGUGGGGACGCGUCGAGGAAAACUAA